AUAAAGGCUACCACAAAAAAAACCGUGAUGAUAAUGGAGGCGAGGCGGUGGAGGAUGUCGGAUUUACGAGAGAGGACUGUUGAAAUUUGACAAGAGAGGGUUCGUGUUCAGACAUCAUCCUCGGGUUUUUUUUUUCCUCUUUUUUUUCUUCGUUCAUUUUGGUCCCCCACAUGCUGCGUGGACUCUGAAGAAGAGCAGAGGGGGGAGAAGGGGAGAAGGGGAGCACCCCACGGAUGCCUCGGAAGGUAAAAACGGGGUCCACCGCUGGCGCUACAGGCAACAAGAAGCAUCUCAUCUCACGGAUGCUAAUAAAGGACAUCCUGAAGGAAGGCUGUGGACUGAGGGAUGAGGAUGAAAAACAGCUUUAACCCACCUCCACUGUGAAAUAAAGAAACCCCUAUUUUGAUGGAUUUUUUUUUUUUUUUUUACAUCAUUCAUGGUGUAGCCCCCAAGGAAACGAGCCUUAGACAGCAAUGUUGAAUCACUGGUCUUGGUAAAUAAUUCAUUAGUGGUAUAGGUUGGCUAUGAUUUUUUUUUUUGUAUUUGCUUCAAUGUAGCAUUUUCUCUCAUUCAUUUUUACAAUGUGUCGUCUUGUAUUAUCACACACAUAUUUGCAGGUUACAUUUUUUUUACCGUGUGGUUAUGUAGGGCCUUUUAUUAGCCUUUAAUAAGAAACAGCCAAAGCUGGAAAAAAAAGGAGCUUUGAUACAGAAAAACGAAACACAUCUGUUCAGUGAGGGGUUUUAAUAGAUUUUCUUUUCUUGUUAAGAUCUAAAAAAAAAAAAAAAAAAAGGAAAAGUACGGGGGUGGAAAGAGAGAAACACGGAUUUAACUAAACAACAACAAAAAAAAAACACCAAACAUGUUGCCUUCCCAAGAAGCCUCCAAGAUCUACCAUGACAAUUACAUGCGCAACUCCCGGGCCAUCGGGGUGCUGUGGGCCAUCUUCACCAUCUGCUUCGCCAUCGUCAACGUGGUGGUGUUCAUCCAGCCCUACUGGAUCGGCGACAGCGUCAACACGCCGCAGGCCGGCUACUUCGGCCUCUUCCACUACUGCGUGGGCACGGGGCCGUCGCCCAGCCGGGAGCUCACCUGCGUGGGCAGCUUCUCCGACUUCAGCUCCAUCCCGUCCGGAGCCUUCAAGGCGGCCUCGGUGUUCGUGCUGCUGUCCAUGGUGCUGACCCUCAGCUGCAUCGCCUGCAUGGCGCUCUUCUUCUUCUGCAACACCUCCACCGUUUACAAGACCUGCGCCUGGAUGCAGCUGCUGUGCGGAGUGUGCCUGGUGCUGGGUUGCAUGAUCUUCCCCGACGGAUGGGACGCCGAGGUGAUCCGGGACAUGUGCGGGGAGCACGCGGGGAAAUACUCCCUGGGCGAUUGCUCCGUCCGCUGGGCCUAUAUGCUGGCCAUCAUGGGCAUCCUGGACGCCCUCAUCCUCUCCUUUCUGGCCUUCGUCCUGGGUAACAGGCAGACAGACUUCUACCUUGAUGACUUGCAGACGGACAACAAAGAUUUUGCUGUGUCAAGGAUCGAGGUGCGGGACAGACGAGAGCCGAGGUACGGCGUUCAGCGUCUUCACUGAGAGCACCAACGACCCCGGACAACUUCUCUCCUCCUUUUUUUCUUUUCUCUUCUUUCUCUCUCAUGCAUAUCUUUUCCUCCCUGUCCUAUCUUCUUCUUCUUCUUCUCUCCCUUUCUCUCCAAUGAUCAGGAUAUCACCCAAACUUAAUGCAGACACCAAGUGUACAGGAUUCUGUAAGAUAAAAAAAACAAAACAACAGAACACACUGGGGUAAACUAUAUUUUGGAAAAAAUAAGUUAUACAAAGGUUGUACAGUGCAUUUACCACUCGACUUUCUCAAAGAAUACCUUUAUGAUGGAGGAAAAAAAAAUGUAGUGUAUUUUAAAGUCUUGAUUUGUGUGAGAAAUGUAAUCCUGAAGAUGAAGAACCAUAACGUCCAUCCAUGAUUUUAGGAUGCUUUAUUUGAAAACCAACGCUAUUUUAAUGACUUUGAAUUUGUGUGAUGCGUACAUUCAUAGCCUCAGAGAUAGAGAGAGAGAGAUACUCCUUAUACCGUUUUAAGAGUCGAGACUGGCAAUACAGCAGCAAGUACAUGAUUAAACAUUUAACACACUUCAACGGGGGACUUGUAUGGCUCUUCAUCUGAGGACUUUCUAAUGCGAGGAACUUAAAGGAGCAUCCCACUGCAGCUUUACAGAACCUAACAUCUCUGGGAGAUUCUCUACUGUACAUACUUAACCAUGUAAAUAGCAUAACUGCUGACAGAAAACAGCCGACGACAAAACCUCAUCUGACUCUUAAAAUGCAUUCGAGUAUUUUCUACCCAUGGUUCCUUGUGCCAGAAGAGCGUCAGAGUACGAGCAGAAUGCAUCGCGUUUCUACUAAAUCCUCACUGCUCAUUUGGAGUGAUAGGAAAUAUAUGGGAAUAUAAAGGAUAUCUUAGGUGGAAUAUUCCACACAAAAGUAAAAGGCAAGAUGAAAACGAGAUGCUUCCCCUGCCUCCAUGUGGCUUUAAAACGAGGUCCUUACCGUAGUAUUUCACCCCAAACAGUCGAUUAGUCAAACUUUAAGCUGCUGAUCUUCAAUGCAGCUGUCCUAGAAAUCAUGUUUUUAUUUUUCUCAGAGUCCAUACCUUUUUCUUUUUUUUUUUUUUCAAGUGUGCUUUUUACUCCAGGUUAUGGUUCCAGCAUGCAGAGAUCAGUUUACUCUACAGAUGUCUUAAGACCGUGUGAAUAUGGCUGCACGCGUCAGCCUUCAGCCCCAAGUGCUGCAUUGUCUUCAGGUGAUGACACUUCAACGCCUCUUUAAAUUAGCAAUGCUGCGAGUAGAAUCAUACAUGGGACAUUAGAGCAAAUAAUCCCCCCCCCCCUAAAAAAGGAAGACAAAAGUCCUUUUAAGAGUACUGACACACCUUGAACUCUGUAACACAAGUCUUAGUUAGCGUGAUAAACUGUGACUUGGCCACCAUUCAACAAAAAAUAAAAUCAUAUGUCUUUGUGAGGCUCGUCAAAAAAGAUUCUGAGAAUCCGCUGCGUCCUCAAAGUGCAGCACAGGAAAAGAAUCAUAUUGAAGUGACAGCGAGAGCAAACUGGCACAUGACGGAAAGUUGACGUCACAUGCAAAAAUAUCUCAAUAGAAUCCUAAAUCAUGAAAAAUACCAAACGUAUCUAUCCUUUUUAAAAACUGGCUCGCCAUUAUUUUGAAAUUACUUUUAAAUUUCCGCAGUAGGAAUCUAUUAAAUCAAGCCAAAGUCUGACACAAACUCCAAAUCUGAACUCAUGCAGACAAGCGACCACCAGACUUAGCGUUAUUUUGUCCCUGAAACUGGUUCUUACUAACUUUCUCUGUGUGUCUCUUGUUUGGGAAUCCACUGUAGCUCCAACAAUGUUGCUUGACUUAAAGGAGAUCUAUUCUGCUGAUCCAUAUUUGAAUCCAUACAUAUAAUGGUACGAUGUUGGACGUUCAUACUAAACCUCUGUGACCAUUUUUUCAAACACACAAUAAAAAGUUGUCAGCGUAAUCCCCGGACGUGGUUUCCUGUUGCUCUGAACGAGACGUUACAAGAACUUUACAAGACAGUUCUGGCCAAGUAUCAGAGCAAUCAGGACAGAAGCCCAUCCAGAAGCUCUCUAAAAAAUUCCCUGCCGCUGUAAACUGAGCUGGCCAGGGAGUUGGGCCUUAAAGAGACAGUAGCUAAAAUUAGGCAGAGGCUGAAAUGAGGGAUUUUACUGACACUAGUAUCAGAUAAAUAAGGAGGUUUUUGAGCUGCAGAUCUUGCAACACAACUCAAUAGGUGUCCCAGACUGACGUUAUUAAAAAUGAAUGUGAGUAUAAUAGAUCUCCUUUAACAAUUGAGGCAAUAACCCGUUGUGUCACCUUUGGCAUUAAUCAAAGCUGAGACUUUUUGACCGAUUCUUCACUGGCAAUGUAUACGUUACUUUUACAUUUCAAACUAAGAGGUCAUUAAGUCGACUCACAUAGGUUGCUUUGAAAACUUAAAGGGAGACACUGCAGGUUUCCCUACUUUCAGUCAUACGAUUGUUUGCGACUUUAAGCAAAACGUUGGUACCUGAUCCAUAAUCACCUGGAUUACCUUUUCCACUAAGUGACUGUGACUCACCAUUGUACCCCAUGAACACAGCUAUGGCCUCUAUAAAGUUACAUGACAUGUUGGCAUCAAUGACACCCGUAUCAUGAGUAUGAUGUGCUGUUGGCUCCAAGUCGGAAUCGAACAUGUGACAACCUGUGUUUGCACCAUGGGGCUUUUAUCCCUCUCAGGGCUGACACGCUCUAACAGAUCCUCCCAAAAAUAACCCAAAGUUGUGUUGAUUUGUCACAAGAGAAUAAUCUUGUGUUUUAAAGAUGCACACAGCUAAUUGAGAAGUGACUGGAGCCAUUUACCUGAGCAAUGAAACCAGGCAGGGGGGGAUCUGCCCUUUGUGAGACGGCAGUUUACCCAACAGGAAACAUUACAAAACUACAAUCCUGUGAGGAAGUGAGUGUACGCUCUUAAAUGUACCUACAAUCCAUGACAUACUUUGUUAGAUGCAUUCUAUGUAGGAUGUAUUCAAGAUUUCACCUGAAAAAUAUCAGACAGCGGCAUCUUUUGUACAAAACAAACAGCUGUUUACAAAAUUUUAAAAAUAAGAGAAUGGCUCACCUGUGUAAAGUAUUAUAGACUGUAUAUGAAAAGUGGACUCAACCACCACUACAGCAUCUCUUAGUUUGAUCACCAUUUUGGCUAUUGCCAUGUUGCUUGGUUUCAAUCCAGAUGGGACCAUAUUUGGACUAAACAGAGAAACUGGAGACUAAAAAGAGGUAACUUUAGCUAUCACCAUUGCUAGCUUCGUAAGCGAGCUUGCAAUGGUGAUUCAUUGUAACUGAGAUGAACUUGUUUGCUUAAUUCGGCCAAUGGGACAGGCAACUCCUCCUGAGUGUGUUUUUAGAACAACCCAACCCUGGAACAAGACCCUUUCAGGUUGCUAUGGUUAUGACAUGUCAGGCACAUGGAAGUCUAGCCUUAAGCUUUGUCAUUUAUUAUACUCUAAAUUGGUGUGUAUUUUGGAACAUGAGGAUCUUAAAACUGGUGAUUGAGACCAUCAAUGCAUUGGGAAGAUUUUGAUUAAAAGUAGUGGUUGGAGGCAAUGCUGCAACUUCUUUAUAUUUAAAAACCAAGCAGUGCUGUCCACUUCCAAUAAAGAGUCUAUGAUGACUUUAUACGGACAUGGAUCCCUGGUUUUUAGCCUGAUAUCGGCUCAGUUGGGAUUGUGUAUUGGGUAGCAGUGCAUCCCUAUGACAUAAUAUACAUCUAAUGAGCAGAUAGCUAGAUGUGCUGUGUGUUUUUUUUUUUCAGAUUGGUAGCUAGCUAACUCUCAGGAAGCUGUGUACACAGUACUGUAUUAAAGGCUCACGUUGGAAAUGACGAUCAACAAACACAAACGAGUCGGAACCUGCAAGUGAACUUAAAAGCCGAUGCUCCUGUGACGUGGUCAUGGCUCACGAGUCCAAAGCAUCACCUGCAAGUGAAGAAUCAGUGUGACACCUUUGGGUUGAGUAGAACGACUCUGGUUUUCCAAGCUGGGCCUUUAAGACAAUAUGAAAAAACAGCCCUCAUGCUGAAUCAAACGAUGCUGUCCAUGCAGGCUGUGCACAAACCUUGGCCUACAGCUAUCAACCAUCUUAGAGCAGGAGUGCUGGGCUCUCAUUAGGAAACGUUUCUUUUACUUUAACCUUGAAGUAACUGUGCAAGCAUAUGAAGAAUAUGUCACAAAACGAUUGAAACACGAUCUACAGUCCGCAUCCAUUUGGUAAAGCAAGUCUUGCUUUGAUAUGUACGUGAUCAUUCGUGAAAAUAAGCGCACUGGCUGGGACAUGGGCACGGAGAUUUUUUAAAGUAUGAAAUGGUAAAGAUGGAGCUUAUGUCUCUCAUAUAUUGUGAUUUAGACAUCUAUAGCUUGCAUCUCUCAUUUUGGGAUACUAUCACGGGCCCAGGACGUGUUUCAUGUCAAAUCAAGAAAAAGAACAAAAACAGCCCUGACACCCACAUAAGUGAUCCCAUCAGGCCAUCGAGGAUCAUAACCUGAUCACCGGUCUGGUCUCCGUCUCCGGGUUUCCUGAGGACUUGACGAUGAACUGAAAAAUACCUUAACAAAGGAACUGACGAUAUACCUUAAAACCCUGAUGAGCACAUAUUUGUACCACUCCAGGUGCCUCUAAGAACUCUUGAUUUAUUUCAGAUGUGGUGCAGAACCAGCAAAACAAGUAGUGACACCGUAGUUUUUUCUACCGAAGACUACAUACUCUGACUGAGCUCUGAAGCAAGGUGGUUUUUUUUCUGCAGAUUUGAGGUCAAUUCAGUUUCAAGUCCAAUUAGAAGGACUUUUUUUUUUUGUUCCCAAAUACUACGCUUGAUUCCUAAAAAAACAUUUUGAUAUGUGGGAGUAUAAUUGGUUUUCCCUUAAUUUCCAGUUUGUGAUUGGACUCCGGAGCUAAAUUCACCUCAAUCUUAACUUAUAGAAUCAUAAAAAGAAAAGACUGAAAAUGAAUAAAAAAGGACACAGAGAUGACGGGAGGUCAUCUCAUCUCCUGCAGCAAACAAAGUGUUUGCUGACAGUGCAAUCUGUCAUUGAUCUGUCAAUGAUUUUAUCAUAGUUUUUAUCAUGCAAUAUCAUGUAUAAAGGCAUCAUGUUUGGGGGGGGGGGGUCAGGACAAAGAGGAAUCACGUCCAGUGAAUUAUGUUAUGUUAAUAUUUGACUUUCUGUUAUCUCCUGAAAUGCAGACGUUGCCAAAUUAUCAUCAACUAUCAUGUAUAACCAUGAAAAAAAAGAAAUAUUCAGUUUGGUUUUGUAUAAGAAAAGAAUGAUAUACUGAUAUUGUCAAGUACUUCUGAUGAGCUCUAUGUUUUUAUGUGUUGAAUACAGAAUCUUUCCUUUCUGUUCUGCUUUACUUUCUCUGUAUCUUUUGGUACGAUGAUGAUGUAUGAUGAUUGUUGUUCUGUCACAUCAGACUUUUACAUCGCAGAUUCAAACCUUGACUCACCAAUGGAUGACUGCUUGUUGAAACCUCAAACAGCCCAACAAUGUAUAAAAAAAAUGUCUUAUUUAUAAAGUUGCUAAAUUUGUGGACAAGUAGGGGCCGAGACGCUUGUUGCUUUUCAUGAAUUAUGACGACAUGCUGAGUUUUUUAUUUUUAUUUGAAAAAUUCUGUCUGAUUAAUUCCUUUUUUGUGAAUAGUAUUCCAACUCACCAUGAUGAACGUUUCUGUUAUUGACACACAUUUUGAGAAGGUCGAAUAAAGAUAUUUUACAUUCAAAA
Labrus bergylta (ballan wrasse) is the source of this 7332-nucleotide messenger RNA. RefSeq names its product LHFPL tetraspan subfamily member 4 protein. Gene Ontology annotation, molecular function: GABA receptor binding. NCBI's taxonomy places the organism in Eukaryota, Metazoa, Chordata, Actinopteri, Labriformes, Labridae. The record is from RefSeq and is a predicted model, not a curated record. Gene Ontology annotation, biological process: sensory perception of sound; gamma-aminobutyric acid receptor clustering. Gene Ontology annotation, cellular component: postsynaptic membrane; inhibitory synapse; plasma membrane.